UCUCCCUCCCACAAAUACACACACGCACACGCUUUCUCUCUCUCUCUCAGUCUCUCUCUCCUCUCUGACGAGGGAACAUGUUGCCUAGGAGCAGCAGCAGCAGCAGUGUGCUACACGUGGAGACAACCUCUCUCUGUAAUAAACCGGGGACAGGAGGAAGAAAGAAGGAACUGUCUUUUUUUUCCUUGUCUGACCAGACUCUUUGAGGAAGAGGAGGAGAAGGAAGAGGAAAAGGCUCAGUACACUGAGGGAUUCAGGAUUUGAUUGUGACUAGGUGGACUAGCGAGAGGAGGAAAGAAGAGAAGAGAAGAGGAGGAGGAAAAGGAGGAGGAAAGGAGUCUUGAUUUGUUUGUUUUUCUAAUAAAACUCCACAAAGAGGAAGAGGAGGAGGAAAAAGAGAAAGAGCUAGUGGGUUUGGACUGGGAUAGUGGGUUUUGCACACCCCAAAGUCGCUACCAUGUGGCAGGAGGCCUUACGGACGCGGGGGCGCUACCUUUUGGAACGCGGGGGAGAGGGGGGAGAUGCGGGAGAGGGAGGAGAUGCCCUGGGGGAUGUGUUUGUAGGUUUUGGGGAGACCCCGACACAGGGACAGGUGUGUGUGGGUGUGCCGGGACAGAAGACCCAGGACUGGCUGUAUGAGUCCUACUACCGUAUGAGCCAACAACACCCUCUCAUCGUGUUCCUACUGCUCAUAGUGAUGGGAGCAUGCCUCGCUCUACUGGCUGUGUUCUUUGCCUCCGGACUGAACAUGGAGGACCACCUAGCGUUCCUGAUCACCGUGCCCACCACCCUCUUCCUCUUCCUCUCCAUCUUCAUCCUGGUCUGCAUAGAGUCCGUCUUCAACCGCAUGCUCCGCCUCUUCUCCCUCCUUAUAUGGGCCUGCCUGGUUGCCAUGGGUUACCUCUUCAUGUUCUCCGGGGGGAUCCUCUGUCCUUGGGACCAGGUCUCCUUCUUCCUGUUCAUAGUGUUUGUGGUUUACACCAUGCUGCCGUUCUCCAUGAGAGGAGCAGUCAUAGCCAGCAUCAUCACAUGUUUAUCACACACAAUCACACUCAGCGUGUGUCUGGCGUCUACUGCAGAGGCCUUUGAACCACUGGUGUGGCAGAUCCUGGCUAACAUCAUUAUCUUUACGUGUGGUAACCUGGUGGGAGCGUACCAUAAGCACCUGAUGGACCUGGCCCUCAGACAGACCUACCAGGACACCUGCAACUGCAUCAAGUCCCCCAUCAAACUGGAGUUUGAGAAACACCAGCAGGAAAGGUUACUGUUGUCCCUGCUCCCGGCCCAUAUCGCCCGUGUGAUGAAGGCAGAGAUCAUUCAGAGGUUACAGGGACCAAGGGACAGGGACUUCGGCCGGGCAGAGGGAACCAACAACUUUCACAACCUCUAUGUCCAACGACACACCAACGUUAGCAUUCUGUACGCAGACAUAGUCGGUUUCACUAAACUGGCUGGUGACUGCUCACCCGGAGAACUGGUGCACAUGCUGAAUGAAUUGUUCGGCAAGUUUGACCAGAUCGCCAAGGAAAAUGAGUGUAUGCGUAUAAAGAUCCUGGGUGAUUGUUAUUACUGUGUAUCAGGCCUGCCAGAGUCUCUACCACACCAUGCAGGCAACUGUGUCAAGAUGGGACUGGACAUGUGUGAGGCCAUCAAGAAGGUGCGGGAUGCUACUGGGGUUGACAUCAAUAUGCGAGUCGGGGUGCAUUCUGGGAACGUGCUGUGUGGCGUCAUCGGCCUCCAGAAGUGGCAAUACGAUGUCUGGUCGCAUGAUGUCACUCUGGCCAAUCACAUGGAGGCAGGGGGCGUGCCAGGGCGUGUCCAUAUCUCCUCAGUAACAUUGGAGCAUCUGAAGGGCUCCUAUAAGGUGGAACCAGGGGAGGGACAAAGUAGAGACUUUUACCUGAAGGAACACGAAGUCAUCACCUACCUGGUCAUCAACCCCAAGGCUGAGAGGCGGAGCCCCCACCUGUGUACACGUUCUCGUUCUACAUUGGACGGAGGGAAGAUGAGGGCUUCGGUCAGAAUGACUCGAUACCUGGAGUCGUGGGGGGCGGCAAAACCCUUUGCUAACCUGCACCACAGAGACAGCAUGACUACUGACAACGGCAAGAUUAACACUACUGAUGUUCCAAUGGGCCAGUAUCACUACCAGAGAAGAGAGAGGACUAAAUCUCAGAAGAGACGGUUUGAAGAGGAACUGGAAGAGAGGAUGAUCAGAACCAUCGACGGCAUCAACUCACAAAAGCAGUGGCUGAAGUCUGAGGACAUCCAGAGGAUCUCACUCUUCUUUCACAACAAGACUCUGGAGAAGGAGUAUCGAGCCACCACUCUGCCAGCCUUUAAAUACUACGUCACCUGUGCCUGUCUCAUCUUCUGCUGCAUCUUCAUAGUGCAGAUACUGGUCCUGCCCAAAACAGCAGUGUUGGGGAUCUCCUUCGGCAUGGCUUUCCUCCUUUUAGCUCUGAUCUUGGUCAUAUGUUUUUCUAGCCACAUCUUGAUUUUACUCACUAUUCUGAUCUCUUUUCCCUGUCCCAUUCUCAUUUUAUCUGUCCCCCUGCUUGUCUCACUGUCCCCUCUCUCUCUCUCUCUCUCUCUCCCUUCCUUCCUUCCUUCCUUCCUUCCUUCUUUCCUCCCUCUCUCUCUCUGUCUCUCUCAGCAGGGAGGUAAAGGAUCGUGGUGCUCUCUCCCCUGGCUCCCUACUUCCUCACGCAUCAUCAUCGCCAACAAACCCUGGCUCCGAUUGGUCCUCACCAUGACAACCACCGCUCUUAUACUGGUCAUGGCUGUGUUCAACAUGUUCUUCCUGGAAGAUGAGGUUUUGACCACACACCCUACCAUGAACCUGACCAAUGACAGCAUUCUCAGCUCCCACAGCCACACCCACCUCACGGGUGGAAAUAAGUUCUACUUACCUUAUUUUAUCUACUGUUGUAUCCUGGGUCUGGUGUCAUGUUCUGUGUUCCUGAGGAUCAACUACGAGCUGAAGAUGGUUGUCAUGCUAGUUGCCGUGGUGACCUACAACAUCAUCAUCCUCCAGACACACGCACACCUGCUGGACGGAUAUAGUACUGCACUCUAUAGCACACAGACACUGGACAGGCCAGGCAUUCUAAAGGAUCUGAAGACGAUGGGUUCUGUUUCUCUCUUCAUCUUCUUCAUCACUCUACUGGUGUUAGCACGACAGAAUGAAUAUUACUGUAGGUUGGACUUCCUGUGGAGGGACAAGUUCAAGAGAGAGUGUGAGGAGAUUGAGACCAUGGAGAACCUGAACAGGGUUCUACUAGAGAACGUUCUACCGGCCCAUGUUGCAGAACACUUCCUGGGACGUAACUGGAAGAACGAGGAUCUGUACCACCAGUCAUAUGAGUCGGUGUGUGUGAUGUUCGCCUCCAUCCCAGACUUUAAGGAGUUCUACACAGAGUCAGAUGUCAACAAGGAGGGCCUGGAAUGUCUCAGACUCCUCAACGAGAUCAUCGCUGACUUUGACGAGCUGCUGUCCAAGCCUAAGUUCAGCGGGGUGGAGAAGAUAAAGACUAUUGGCAGCACUUAUAUGGCUGCUACUGGUCUCAACGCAACACCUGGACCUGAAUACACACAGGAACAUGACCGUCAGUACAUGCACAUCGGCACAAUGAUGGAGUUUGCCUUCGCUCUGGUCGGGAAACUAGACGUUAUCAACAAACACUCUUUCAAUGACUUCAGGCUACGAGUCGGGAUAAACCAUGGUCCGGUGAUUGCGGGGGUGAUCGGAGCUCAAAAGCCUCAGUAUGAUAUCUGGGGUAACAGUGUUAAUGUAGCCAGCAGGAUGGAGAGUACUGGGGUACUGGGAAAAAUACAGGUAACUGAGGAGACAAGUCGUAUCCUAGCGACGCUGGGCUACAUGUGUUCGUGUCGAGGCAUCAUCAACGUGAAGGGGAAGGGAGAGCUCAAAACCUUCUUCGUACACACGGAGAUGACCAGAUCGCUGUCUCAAGGGACUGUGAUGCCUUGAACAUCAUACACUGAACAUUACACAUACACACACAUGAACACACACACAUGCAAACACACUUAAACUAUACAAACAAAUGUAUCUACAUACACACUGAUAGACUUGCACGCACAUACACACACAUACGUUCAUGCACAAAUAAAGCACAUACAGACAUACAAGGACAUACACACACACGUAACACACGCACACAGUACUGCCUGCUGUAGUAGAACGUAUCAAACAACAGACUUUGUUUACAACAGUAACUCCAGACCACUUCAUCUAAACCAGACAGAAUGGCAGACAGACAACAUUUAGAACAACAAACAGAACAACAGACAGACGGCUGUACAUACAGUAUUACCUGCAUCGUCCCUCCUUAGCUGGACACAGUAGUAACUGAACUUCACAGGGUAACGUUGUCCCUAGAUACUGAUCUUAGGUCAGUUUUGCAUUCCCCUCUCCCCUAAUGGUUAAGGUUAGGAUGUGUUUAGGGUAAGCUGAUCUUAGAUCUGUGCGCAAGGGAAAUUUCAACCUGGAGUGGAUUUCAUUGACUACCUGAGCGGUCGAGUGGAGCAGUGCAGACACAGAUAGUCGAAGCCAUCUUGGCACCGAUAGUCCUUUCACUAUUACAGUACAUUUAGUCAGAAUUCUAUUUAAAAUGUGGUGCCAACAUGAAGGGUUGUUUUCCAAACUGUCUAUGGCUCGCCUCUCUCUAUGGUUCUGGAGCAGAAAGCGACGUGGACCUCAAGAGCAGUUGGGGCAUCAAGAGCUACUGGACUUUUGUAAGAAAACGAGAAAACAAUAUCAACAACAGGAGAAUGUUUCCAUGUUUUGACGCCAUAAUUUUCUUACUCAUUAAAGCAUUUGUAUAUA
Molecule: messenger RNA, 4849 nt
Organism: Oncorhynchus keta (chum salmon)
Lineage: Eukaryota; Metazoa; Chordata; Actinopteri; Salmoniformes; Salmonidae
Product: adenylate cyclase type 2-like
Exons: 25
Coding region: 458-3991 (1177 amino acids)
Biological process (GO): cAMP biosynthetic process; adenylate cyclase-inhibiting G protein-coupled receptor signaling pathway; adenylate cyclase-activating G protein-coupled receptor signaling pathway
Cellular component (GO): plasma membrane
Molecular function (GO): adenylate cyclase activity
Source: RefSeq, a predicted model, not a curated record